CUCUAGUUUCAUUACACGCCGGAAAUUUACAGCAUCUGCGUAAUUUCACUCAAUUUCACGUUAGCUACACCAUACGAGAAACAUGGCGUUUAUUUCCACAAGGGCGAUUUUUAGUCCCGUGUUGAGGCAGACUCUCAAGCGGAUCAUCUUCGCGAAGCAACUGUCGAAAUGUCAACGUCGGGAGUUGAAUAACCGGUUGUUCCUUCCAACUGUUACCAGUCAGAGAUUCUAUGCCGAAAAAAAGGUAUUCAAUCGCAAUAAACCGCAUUGCAAUAUAGGCACUAUUGGUCAUGUAGACCAUGGUAAAACCACUUUAACAGCAGCUAUUACCAAAGUAUUGUCCGAGAAGCAACUAGCAAAAGCUAAGGGAUACAGCGAAAUUGAUAAUGCUCCUGAAGAAAAGGCCCGUGGCAUUACUAUUAAUGUUGCGCAUAUUGAAUAUCAGACGGAAGGUCGUCAUUAUGGACACACAGAUUGCCCGGGUCAUGCCGAUUACAUAAAAAAUAUGAUCACAGGAACUGCUCAGAUGGAUGGUGCUAUACUGGUUGUCGCUGCCACGGAUGGCACGAUGCCACAAACCAGAGAACACUUGCUCCUUGCCAAACAGAUUGGUAUCCAGCAUAUUGUUGUCUUUAUCAAUAAGGUCGAUGCUGCUGAUUCAGAAAUGAUAGAAUUAGUGGAAAUGGAGGUGCGAGAGUUACUUUCCGAAAUGGGUUACGACGGCGAUAAUAUUCCGAUAGCGAAAGGCAGUGCGCUCUGCGCGCUCGAGGGAAAAAAGCCCGAGAUCGGUGCGCAGGCUAUCAUGGAGUUGUUGGGAAUGGUAGACAAAUAUAUUCCGACUCCAAUGAGAGAACUGGAUAAGCCCUUCCUGCUCCCGGUGGAAAAUGUAUAUUCUAUUCCCGGUAGAGGCACCGUAGUCACCGGUAGAUUGGAGCGUGGCAAACUGAAGAAGGGAACGGAUUGCGAAUUUAUCGGCUACAACAAAGUUUUGAAAAGCGUAAUCACAGGCAUAGAGAUGUUUCAUCAGAUAUUGGAGGAAGCUCACGCCGGGGAUCAACUCGGCGCUCUUGUGAAGGGCGUGAAGAGAGACGAAGUGAGAAGGGGCAUGAUAAUGUGUAAACCUGGCUCCAUGAAGGCGUACGAUCAUAUAGAGGCCCAAGUGUACAUAUUGAGCAAGGAAGAGGGUGGCAGAAAAAAACCAAUUGCGAAUAUGAUACAAUUACAGAUGUUCUGCAAAACGUGGGACGUUGCGGCGCAGUGCAGCAUAAUGGGAAAAGACUUGGCGAUGCCAGGAGAAGACAGCACACUCGUAUUAAAGUUGAUUAGACCGAUGGUAUUGGAGAAGGGACAGCGUUUUACAUUACGAGACGGCUCGGUAACUCUGGGAACUGGCGUGGUCACCAACACCCUGAAAUCUCUCACGGACAAUGAGCGACAUGAGCUUCUCGAGGGCAAGAAGGCGAUACUGAAGAAGGAAAAGAAUGCACAAAAAAAUUAGACUUAAUAAAUAUUUGUUAAAAGAUAAAGCAGAAAUGCUGUGCUGUGUAAUAAAGAAAAACCGUGUCAGCUAAGACAGUCGGAUCUCAAUCGAAACUUGCAAAUGAAUGUCUAACCGAAAUAUCUGACAUUCCUUUGAAAUGAAAGUUUUACAGAUGCGCAAGAUACGACACUGUCAGAUUAAAGUUCAUACAUCAGCGCGAUAAUCUUCGAGCAGAACAAUGAAACGCUAUUGGAAGUAUGAUUGAUUAGAUUAGAUGUAAUAAU
This is a messenger RNA of Wasmannia auropunctata (little fire ant), 1764 nucleotides long. RefSeq names its product elongation factor Tu, mitochondrial (gene mEFTu1). Gene Ontology annotation, cellular component: mitochondrion. The record is from RefSeq and is a predicted model, not a curated record. Gene Ontology annotation, molecular function: translation elongation factor activity; GTP binding; GTPase activity. Gene Ontology annotation, biological process: mitochondrial translational elongation. The coding region runs from base 83 to 1498 and encodes 471 amino acids. The transcript is spliced from 6 exons. NCBI's taxonomy places the organism in Eukaryota, Metazoa, Arthropoda, Insecta, Hymenoptera, Formicidae.